UUCUCCUACUAUGGCAUGCGAGCUGUCCUGGUCCUGUACUUUAAGUACUUCUUGCGUUGGGACGAUGACUUGGCCACCUCCAUUUAUCACACGUUUGUGGCUCUCUGCUACCUGACCCCUAUUCUUGGGGCCAUUGUGGCUGACUCUUGGCUGGGAAAGUUUAAGACUAUCAUCUACUUGUCCAUUGUCUAUGCGAUUGGCCAGAUUGCUAUGGCAGUCAGUGCAAUCCAUGACAUCACUGACCCGGACAGAGACGGGACACCAAACAACAUGACCUUUCAUGUUGCGUUGUCCAUGGUGGGUCUCUUCCUCAUCGCUCUGGGCACUGGCGGCAUCAAACCUUGUGUCGCUGCCUUUGGUGGAGACCAAUUUAGUGAGCGUCAGGAAAAGCAAAGGAGAACAUUCUUCUCUGUGUUCUACCUGUGCAUCAAUGGUGGGAGUCUCCUGUCAACCAUUAUCACUCCAAUCCUGAGAGCUCAGGACUGUGGCAUCUACAGUAAGCAGAAGUGUUAUUCUCUGGCCUUCGGUGUCCCUGCAGCACUAAUGAUGAUUGCACUUGUGGUGUUUAUCGUUGGAAGUGGCAUGUACUACAAAGCUGAACCACAGGGAAACAUCAUGCUGGAUGUGUGUAAAUGUAUUGGGUUUGCCAUUAAAAACCGUUACAAGCACAGAAGCAAGAAAUUCCCAAAGAGGCAGCACUGGAUGGACUGGGCAGAUGAAAAAUACGAUAAACUCCUCAUUGCUCAAAUUAAAAUGGUGCUGAAGGUCCUCUUCUUAUACAUCCCACUGCCGAUGUUCUGGACCCUAUUUGACCAAAAGGGUUCCAGAUGGACUCUGCAAGCCACUACCAUGGAUGGAAACUUUGGUCUACUUGUUAUACAGCCUGAUCAGAUGCAAACUGUCAACCCCAUCCUGAUCCUGACUCUAGUGCCUAUCAUGGACAGCGUUAUCUACCCUCUGAUCACAAAAUGUGGACUGAACUUUACACCUCUGAGAAGAAUGACAGUGGGGAUGUUGAUGGCAGCUAUAGCUUUUGUCUGUGCUGGUGUGGUUCAGAUUCAAAUUGAUAAAACACUGCCCACCUUCCCAUCUGCAUCCCAGAGUCAGCUGAAAUUACUUAACAUGGGCAGUGAUCCGGUGACAGUUAAACUGCCCGACAAGGAGCCUUUUUUACUUUCUGCAGCUCAGGCCAGUGAUCAAUUCUUCACAUUUGAAGCAGAACACAUCCUCGUUUCAAUAGGCAGCCCUGAAGUGACGAAAAACAUUUCCUUGGCCAAGGGACAGCGACAAACGCUUCUCAUUCCCUCAGUCGUCAAUGAAAUGUCACAAUGGGUGUUGACUAAGGAUUUGACGUCCAAGCCAGAACAAGGCAACAACGCAAUCAGAUUUGUAAAUGGAUUGAAAACAGAAGUGAACGUAUCAACUCCUGCAGCUGACUUUGGAUCGAUUAAACCAUUUUUUUAUUCUAACUACUCCCAGAUAAAAAAUGGAAAGGCCACCUUCACGAUAUGGAAUGUUUCAGAGUCAUGUGAAUACAGCAGGGACUUUGGAUUUGGAAGUUCAUACACCUUCUUUAUCCCUAGCACUUUGGUCAUUGGAACAAGCUGUCAGGAGUUAAUUACAAUGGCAGAAGACAUCGAGCCCAACUCGGUUCACAUGGCUCUCCAGAUCCCUCAGUACUUCUUCAUCACUGCAGGGGAAGUGAUGUUUUCUGUUACUGGUCUGGAGUUCUCAUACUCACAGGCACCUAGUAACAUGAAAGCUGUGCUGCAAGCAGGCUGGUUGUUUACCGUUGCUAUUGGCAACUUCAUCGUACUGAUUGUAGCUGAGCUUGCAAAGAUUCCCGAACGGUGGGCAGAGUACAUCCUAUUUGCCUCGCUUUUGGUUGCAGUGUGUAUCAUCUUUUCCAUUAUGGCGUAUUUCUACACCUACAUCGACCCUACAGAAAUUGAGGCCCAGUUCACGGCGAAGGUUAAUGAAGAUGACGAGGAUGAUAAAAGCCAGCUACGGAAAACAGAGAUUAAGAUGGUCAAGAAAAACUCAAUUAACAGUCAUGAUGAAGACGAUGCAGCCAGACAGACUAAAAUAUGAACAUUGGGAAUAGCAGAUUAGAUAUCCAUAAUGCAUUUAUAUUCCAUGUUUAACAUCGACGCAUGGAAGAAUUGUUAUAUUGUGUGUGUAUGUGUGUGUGUCUGUUUUAAAUAUUUUAUAUAUUAAUGCCCAAAUAACUACUGUGAGCAAGCCACAAUAAGUUCUCUAACAUUAUAUUCUGUACAACAAAUUCAUAUGUUAGCUACAGUACAAAAACAACAACAGAUGAAUACUACUAUUCCAUAACAUGUAUU
This is a messenger RNA of Micropterus dolomieu (smallmouth bass), 2345 nucleotides long. RefSeq names its product solute carrier family 15 member 1-like. The transcript has 21 exons. Gene Ontology annotation, biological process: oligopeptide transport; transmembrane transport. Lineage: Eukaryota; Metazoa; Chordata; Actinopteri; Centrarchiformes; Centrarchidae. The coding region runs from base 16 to 2091 and encodes 691 amino acids. The record is from RefSeq and is a predicted model, not a curated record. Gene Ontology annotation, molecular function: dipeptide transmembrane transporter activity. Gene Ontology annotation, cellular component: membrane.